This is a messenger RNA of Dromiciops gliroides (monito del monte), 2375 nucleotides long. It is a transcript of the gene ACER2, whose product is annotated as alkaline ceramidase 2. Lineage: Eukaryota; Metazoa; Chordata; Mammalia; Microbiotheria; Microbiotheriidae. Gene Ontology annotation, cellular component: membrane. The record is from RefSeq and is a predicted model, not a curated record. Gene Ontology annotation, molecular function: hydrolase activity, acting on carbon-nitrogen (but not peptide) bonds, in linear amides. Gene Ontology annotation, biological process: ceramide metabolic process. The transcript has 6 exons. Bases 170 to 997 code for a protein of 275 amino acids.
UAAAGGCACAGCUGCUGCUUUCGCUCGCGGUCGCGGUUAGCUCCCAGCUGCGGACCCCGGCUUUGGGGCAGCCCGCGGCUCAGCUGAAUGAUCCGCGGCAGAGGGGAGAGGAAACAUCUCCGCCCCGGCCUCCAGCGCUCCGAGCGCAGCAGAACCGGCGGCCCGAACCAUGAGUGCCCAGCAUUUCUGGGACCAGCUGCGGGCGGGCAGCUCGGAGGUGGACUGGUGCGAGGAUAACUACACCAUCGUGCCGGCCAUCGCCGAGUUCUACAACACGAUCAGCAAUGUCUUAUUUUUUAUUUUGCCGCCCAUCUGCAUGUGCUUAUUCCGUCAAUAUGCCGCAUGCUUCAACAGUGGCAUAUAUUUAAUAUGGACACUUCUUGUUGUUGUUGGAAUUGGAUCAGUUUACUUCCAUGCCACACUGAGUUUCCUGGGUCAGAUGCUUGAUGAACUUGCUAUUCUCUGGGUAUUGAUGUGUGCACUGGCCAUGUGGUUCCCCAGAAGGUACUUACCAAAGGUCUUUAGGAAUGACAGGGGCAGGUUCAAAGCUGUAGUCUGUGUCCUAUCUGGAGUCACCACAUGUCUUGCAUUUGUGAAGCCGGCCAUCAACAACAUCUCUCUGAUGACCUUGGGCAUUCCCUGCACAGCACUGCUCAUCGCAGAACUGAAGAGGUGUGACAAUGUACGGGUAUAUAAACUUGGCCUCUUCUCAGGUCUUUGGUGGACUCUAGCUCUCUUCUGUUGGAUCAGUGACAGGGCCUUCUGUGAACUGUGGUCUUCCUUCAACUUCCCCUAUCUGCAUUGUGUGUGGCACAUCCUCAUUUGUCUGGCUGCCUAUCUGGGUUGUGUCUGCUUUGCAUACUUUGAUGCUGCCUCGGAAAUCCCGGAGCAAGGCCCUGUCAUCAAAUUUUGGCCCAGUGAAAAAUGGGCCUUCAUAGGAGUCCCCUAUGUUUCCCUCCUGUGUGCCAACAAGAAAUCUCCAGUCAAGAUCACAUGAUGUCAAGUUCAGCAGCUCUGGAUUUUUCCUAUUUAUUUUUCCUCACUUACUGUGCUUAGUUAAUUAUCACAACAGCCAGGGACACUUGAAUCUGUCUCUUUUUAUUUUUUGGUGUUUUUUUUUCCACUCCUGCAACUUACAAGGGUUCAGUUGUGUACAGUAAGAAAUGCAUUUUCUUUACUUUAAGAAAUGUAUUUUUUUUUUCCUUUCCCUCGGAGAGGAAGAAGAUUGGGUUUUGGUGUGGGGUGUGGGGUUUUUUUUUGAGACUGAAAAUGCUUACAAGUAGAAUUUAGGUUGACCCUGCGCUUAGCUUCUUCAGACUUUAUUUUUAGAUGCCCCCUAUCCUUACUACUGGCUCCUGAAUCUUAAAACACUGUGAUAGCGGCAUGUCUCAGUUAGACCAAAGCAACAGACUGGCACCUCCUGGGGAAGAAUGUUUUUUUAAAUUUAGACCUUCCUUUCUUCUCUUUCCCACCCAUGUAUUAUCUUUCCAGAAACUCCCGUGGAAGGAAUUAACAAACAAAUGUACCAUUUGAGUAAACCUCCAUCUUUGUCCCAGAGAUUUUCAUUGGAGGAAACCUGGGCAUGAAGAAUCAUAUGAAGGGCUUGUGGGAGAAUAAUUUUUAAUCACCAAUCUCACAAAACCUAGCUUUUAAGUAAGUUAGAAAUUAUUUUUAUUAUUUGUUCCAAGAGUCCUAGAUUCAUCUUCUAUAUUUGGGCAAAAUUAAUGGGAAAAAAUUACCAUCAUCAAACCAUCAUUUUAAAUGAGCACAACUUGGGGCAGCUAGGUGGUGCAAUGGAUAAAGCAUAGGCCCUGGAUUCAGGAGUACCUGAGUUCAAAUUCGGCUUCAGAUACUUGUUAGCUGUGUGACCCUGGGCAAGUCACUUAACCCUCCUUGCCCCACAAAAAAAAAAAGAGUAUAGCUUUUUUCAUACCUUUUUUUUUCUUUUGACCCCUUUCUCCAGCUCAUAAUACACAGAUAAGAAAAGCUGUGGAAUCAUAGAACAGUAGAAAAGCAAAGGGAAUAGAAUUCUAGAAUAAGAGUUUGACAGCAUCUUAGUUGGAUGGUUGUAGUAGAAAGGAUCCCAAAGGUGGGGUCAAAGGAUCUGAGUUUGAAUCCUGAUUCUCUUACUUUUAUUAGCUAAGCCACCAACCUCUCUGGCUCUUAGCUUCCUCCUCAAUAAAGCUAGGAGGGUAGUUUUAGAUAAGAUCCAUUCUGACUUGAAAUCUUAGGAGCCUAUGAGAUCACUUAGUCCAAUCCCUUCCUCUUACAGAUAAGAGAUGAUAGAUAUAUACCAUACAAUGUAGUACAAUAGCCUUACUCUCUGCCAGGCUGUCAAAAACCCAGCUAUAACUUGGUAGCAGUUUUAUCUCUCU